Molecule: messenger RNA, 493 nt
Organism: Ochotona princeps (American pika)
Lineage: Eukaryota; Metazoa; Chordata; Mammalia; Lagomorpha; Ochotonidae
Gene: MLANA
Product: melan-A
Exons: 4
Coding region: 1-285 (94 amino acids)
Cellular component (GO): trans-Golgi network; melanosome; endoplasmic reticulum membrane
Source: RefSeq, a predicted model, not a curated record
AUGACGGCCGUGGGAAUUGGCAUACUGACGGUGAUCCUGGGAGUUUUACUGCUCGUUGGCUGCUGGUAUUGCAGAAGAAGAAAUGGAUACAGAACCUUGACGGACAAAAGCCUUCAUGUUGGUCUUCAAAGGACCGUAACAAGAACGGUCCCACACGAACAGCCUGGACGUCAGGACAGCAACCUGGUCUUUCAAGAGAAAAAUUGUGAAAUUCUGGUUCCCAACGCUCCACCUGCCUAUGAGAAAGCCUCUACAGAACAGUCACCACCACCUUACUCACCCUAAGACCCAGCAAGGCACCUGCAAAAUGCUGAAAUGAUUUCCCUAAUACUUUUGCUUGACGUUAAUUAUAAACAUCUUUUGCUUUGGAAUGCUGUAAGAGCAACCCACACUUCUAAUCAUUGGCCAAUACUAAAUUUCUAACUAAAGCAACUAACAGAACUAAUCAAGUAAGGAAAUUAUGUUAACACGGUCAAUAAACAUUGCAACAAAU